GACAGUUCUCGACUGUGUAUGGUGCAAGCAGGCCGGGCGACGACGACUUACCGCCUCAAGCUGGUGCAAGCCACAGGAUACGUGCUGGCGUCCGGGUGGGAGUACAUAGGAUGCCCCGCACCGAGAUCUGGUACGUCGGAGGCUGGGACGUCACUGUCAUGGACGGGCACGCCGUGCUGCCCGACGGCAUGACGCACCUGCCUUCUCGCGCUUUCCGCAACCGAACAGAACUAGUCUCGGUCGCGUGUCCGAGCGGCCUCAUGUCCAUCGGCGCGGACGCCUUUUCCGGCUGCACCUCGCUGAUCUCCGUCAAUCUCCCCUCCACUCUCACCUCGAUCGGCAUCGAAGCCUUCUACUUCUGCCGCCGUCUCGCCUCCGUCACCCUGCCCGCCGGCCUAUCCAGCCUCGGCAACAACGCCUUUGAGGACUGCGACUCGCUCGUGUCCGUGAGCCUCCCCACCGGCCUGACGUGCAUCGCCGGCAAGACAUUCAAGGGCUGCUCCGCCCUCCGCUCCAUCGCCCUCCCCGCCGGCGUCACUACCGUGGACAAGCAGGCCUUCCGCGGCUGCACCUCGCUUGCUGCGGCGGUCCUCCCUGCGAGCCUGGCGGUGAUUGGCCGCUUCGCCUUCUACGACUGCUCCUCCCUCGCCCGCGUCGCCCUGCCCGCCGGCCUCGCCAGUAUCGGUGCGGGAGCAUUCGACGGCACCGCCCUCACCCGCGUCACCGUGCCGACGACCGCCACCAUCGGAAUGGGCGCCUUUGCGCGCGUCGCGCCCGCCUGCACCACCGUCCUCCGCCUCUCGCCCGACAGCAUGCGCCCGCGGCAGCUGUGGUAUGCGGCGGUGGACCUGGUUCUCGCCUACAAGCGCUGCCGCGCCGGCCUCUACGGCUGGCUCGAGCGGGCCAACAUCAGGCUCGGCUCCUACGGCCCGGACGGCGCGGCGCGCCAGCGCGACCGCGAGGCGUUCGAGGGCGACUUUGGGCAGUGAGGCCCCUGGGUGAGAGAGGU
Molecule: messenger RNA, 1009 nt
Organism: Emiliania huxleyi CCMP1516
Lineage: Eukaryota; Haptophyta; Isochrysidales; Noelaerhabdaceae
Exons: 1
Coding region: 111-989 (292 amino acids)
Source: RefSeq, a predicted model, not a curated record